AUGCUGACGAGACAAUACAUGUUGAGUCGUUCUGGCAUCAGCAAGUUCACACGCGCUGGUUACUCCACUAUUGCCACAGAACAACAACCACGCACAUUUUCAAACCAGUCAAAGUUACCAAGGCUUCCUAUCCCCGACCUUCAACUGACGUCCGCUCGUUACAAGCGUACGUUAUUACCUCUCUUGACUACGACGGACUAUGAAUCCGUAUCAACAAAGAUCGAUCGUUUCUUUCAGCCCGGAGGUCUCGCAGAAAAAUUACAAUCUCGACUAUACCAACUUGACGAACAGGAGGCAAAGUUGGGUGUCAAUUGGCUUGACCGUCUUUGGCUCAAGAAAGCCUAUCUCGAAUACCGUAUUCCAACUCUCAUCAAUGUCAACUGGUGGAAUCAGUUCAAGGAUCCCGAUACAGGACUUGGAAAGGGAGCUCCUGAUGGACAAGUGACUGAUUUCCAAUUCGAUAGGUCGGCUGGUAUGAUUGCUGGAUUGGUCGAUUAUUCUAAUCGCGUCAACAAUGAGCAGAUACCUCCAGAUGUAUCAAGAUCUGGUCCUUUCUGUAUGCAUCAACUAAAGAACAUGUUUGGAACAAGUCGUAUUGCAGCCUCUGGCUGUGAUAAAGUGAUCACUCAAUGGCCAUGUUUAGCCAAACAUAUCAAUGUUAUCUACAAGGAUCAAAUAUUCUCUGUGGAUGUCAUUGGUCCUAAUGGAGAAACUGUUCCUGUGAAACAGAUUGAACAACAACUACGCCAAGUCGUGCAACAAGUAGAACAGACACCUGUUGAACAGCGUCAGGCUGCUGUUGGCCUACUGACUACAGAGCACAGAGAUAUCUGGGGACCUAUUCGUGAGCAAAUGGAAAAACAGACCACCAAUGCCAAAUCACUUAAAAAUAUUGAUGACUCCUUGUUCGUGUUCUGCUUAGAUGAUUACAGUUCGCCCUUGGAUCUUGAUCUAUCUCAUCGCAACAUCUUUCACGGAAGAAACGGAAGAAACAGAUGGUUUGAUAAAGCUUUACAGUUUAUUGUAGAAAAUAAUGGACGUGCUGGUAUUAAUGGCGAGCACUCACCUGCUGAUGCAGUUAUUCCUUCUCGUAUUGUUGAUGAUGUAUUGGCGCGUGAACCUAUCCAAAACAGUGCUGCUUCUGUGCCUGGAUUGGCUCAGCCUAAAUUAUUGACAUGGGAGCUAUCGAGCAGUGUUCAGGAUGCUAUUCGUACAGCCGAAGACAAUGCUUCUAAACUUAUUCAGGAUUUGGAUAGCGUCCUGCUUCACUAUCAUAACUAUGGCUCAAAUUUCAUGAAGGCAGCUAAGGUCAGUCCUGAUGCAUGGCUUCAGAUGGCAUAUCAACUAGCUUACUACAGACACUACGGCAAGCCCUGCCCUACCUAUGAGUCUGCGUCAACCAGAAAGUUCCUGACCGGCCGUACCGAGACCGUUCGAAGCUGCUCUGUAGAAACAGUGGCAUUCACCAAGGCUUGGGAUGAUAAGAACGUGAAGUUAUCUGAAAAGUUGAAUCUAUUCCAAAAGGCCGUUGCUGGACAUUUAGAGUACAUGAAGGCCGCAAGCAGCGGCCAUGGCGUUGACCGCCAUUUACUGGGACUUCGCUGUCAAAUGACACCAGAAGAAGCAGCAUCAGAUGAUGCAGCCAUCUACCAAGAUCCUUCCUACUGGGGAUCUCAAUACUGGCUGCUGUCUACGUCCAACACGUCACCAGGCGAUAUGGCCUGGGGUGGAUUUGGUGCUGUCGUUCCUGAAGGAUACGGCAUAAACUAUGCUAUCGGCAAGGAACGCAUUCGUAUGAGUGUUUCUUCAUGGAAUUCGUAUGCUGACACCAAUUCUUCAAGCUUCAGAAAGACAAUUCAGGGUGUCCUUGAUGACUUUGGAGAUGUUGCCGAAAGAUACUUUAUUCAAAAAUAA
Molecule: messenger RNA, 1914 nt
Organism: Rhizopus microsporus ATCC 52813
Lineage: Eukaryota; Fungi; Mucoromycota; Mucoromycetes; Mucorales; Rhizopodaceae
Product: acyltransferase ChoActase/COT/CPT
Exons: 9
Coding region: 1-1914 (637 amino acids)
Molecular function (GO): acyltransferase activity
Source: RefSeq, a predicted model, not a curated record